AAAAUAAGACGCAAUCGGCGGCCGGCUAACAGAAGACGCAGAAGAUGCUCCCAUGGCGUUUCCCAACCACCAGCGCGAUUGGACUGCUGAUUUGGCUCGGCUGGCUUUCCACGGUGGUCCCGGCAAACAUCAUCCAUAACGUGCUGGGGGUCCCGGACACUUGUGUGUACCAAAACCAGUUGCGUGCCUGUCGCCUGUCGUUCUCCUGCUGGCUGGAAGGUGGCCGGCACGUGUCGGGAUGCGGCGAAAACCGGUGGCUGAUGUCGUGCUGCGUGCCGGAGAGCGAGCUGUCGGGUACGCUGAUCGCCCCGAAAGUGGCCUACGCCGGCCCAAUGGUUCCGGUGGCUCUGCUGCCCCCGUUGGUACCCGCACCUAACCGCCCGAACAUGCUCAUUCCGCCACAGUUUUCGAAGCAGAAAAGCUUCUUCCACCGCCGUUCCGACCAACUGAUGCAGACCGAGUGUGGCAUUCAGCAAACAUCGCAAAACACCCUGCAGAAGCGCAUCAUCGGCGGGAGGACGGCCAACUUUGCCGAGUAUCCGUGGCAGGCGCACAUACGGAUCGCCGAGUACCAGUGCGGCGGUGUCCUGGUGUCGCGCAGGUUCGUGGCGACCGCGGCCCACUGCAUACAGCAGGCACGCCUGAAGGACAUCGUCAUCUAUUUGGGUGAGCUGGACACGCAGAAUUCGGGCAAGAUCAUGGAACCGCUGCCGGCCGAGAAGCAUCGCGUCGAGCUGAAGAUCGUGCACCCGAAGUUCAUCUUUCGCAUGACCCAGCCCGAUCGGUACGACCUGGCACUGCUGAAGCUGACGCGCCCGGCUGGCUACAAAUCGCACAUCCUGCCGAUCUGCCUACCGAUGCGCCCGCUCGAUCUGGUUGGCCGGAAGGGUAUUAUCGCGGGUUGGGGCAAAACGAACGCCAACAUGGGACAAACGGGAACCAACAUUCUGCACACGGCUGCGGUUCCUAUCAUAAGUACAAAAGAGUGUCUGCGAUGGCACAAGAGUAAAAAAAUCAACGUUGAGCUGUUCAACGAAAUGUUCUGCGCCGGGCACUCCGAUGGCCAUCAGGACGCGUGUUUGGGCGAUUCAGGCGGCCCGCUGAUCAUAAACGAUCGCGGGCGGUACACACUGAUCGGGAUUACAAGUGCCGGCUUCGGCUGUGGAGUCGACCAUCAACCGGGCAUCUACCAUAACGUUCAGAAGACGAUCAAAUGGAUACAGAGCGUAGUGAUGGCUUGCCUGCCCUCGGUGCUGAUGCUGCUGCUGCUCCUGUUGGUGGUGCAGCUCGCGUUCGGCUCGGAAGUAUCCCGUGUCCGGUUUGAGGGGGCCGUCGCGGGCCAGGAGUACGCCAACGCGAACGAGCGCUUCAACGAGGUGCUGGACCGUGCCAAUCUGCGCACCCUCAUCAGCCGCCAGCUGCCCAAGCAGGGCCGAUUUUUCGAAGAGUUCGACGGAAAACGGGACGGAAACGGGGCGAAGACGGGCGAAGAAACGUUCUCAUCGGAAAGUGGGCCCGUGGGUGCGAUGGCGAUGUGGCUGUUGCUGGUGGUGAUGGUGGUGGGGUCCGCCGGGGCACAGAGUGGACCGUCGCCGCAGCAGGAACAGGAUAUACUGCUGCUCGAUGCCCUCGGCAAACGUCAAACGUUCAACGGCGAAGACUUUGGUCAAAACUCCAUCAUCGAGCUGCUGGGCAGAAUGAUCCCCCAGACGUGCCGCCACAAGGGGCGCAAGUUUGAGUGCGGCCUCUCGCUGUCCUGCGUGCUGGGCGGCGGAAAACCACUCGAUCUCUGUUCCGGCGGGAUGAUCUGGUCGUGCUGCAUCGAUCGCGAGUUCGCGCCGGAGAACGACCCCGAGCAGGGCGCCGUACACAAUGCCAGUUGCGGGGAGCUGUACACACGGACGAACCGCAUUGUGGGGGGCCACUCGAGCGGAUUCGGAACGCACCCGUGGCAGGCGGCCCUCAUCAAGUCGGGUUUCCUGACGAAGAAGCUGAGCUGCGGCGGGGCCCUCAUCUCGAACCGUUGGGUCGUGACGGCGGCCCACUGUGUGGCAACGACCCCAAACAGUAACCUCAAGGUACGGCUCGGAGAGUGGGACGUGCGGGAUCAGGAGGAACGGCUGACGCACGAGGAGUACUCGAUCGAGCGGAAGGAAGUCCACCCCAACUACUCGCCGAGUGACUUCCGGAACGACAUCGCACUGGUCAAACUGGAUCGCAAAGUCGUCUUCCGGCAGCACAUCCUGCCGGUGUGUUUGCCACCGAAAACGGUUAAGCUGGUGGGCAAAAUGGCGACCGUGGCCGGCUGGGGACGAACGCGGCACGGUCAGAGCACGGUGCCGUCCGUGCUGCAGGAGGUGGACGUGGAAGUGAUACCGAACGAGCGGUGCCAGCGGUGGUUCCGGGCGGCGGGAAGGCGCGAAACGAUCCACGAUGUGUUUCUGUGCGCCGGCUACAAGGAGGGAGGACGGGACAGCUGCCAGGGUGACUCGGGCGGGCCGCUGACUCUGUCGAUCGAUGGCCGCAAGACGCUAAUUGGGCUCGUCUCGUGGGGCAUCGGGUGCGGCCGGGAGCACCUGCCGGGCGUGUACACCAACAUCCAGAAGUUCGUUCCGUGGGUCGAGAAGGUGAUGGGCAAGGAGUACUGAGAGAAAGCCCUCAGGCCUCAGGGUGGUAGAUUCUAA
Anopheles cruzii is the source of this 2684-nucleotide messenger RNA. RefSeq lists its product as uncharacterized. Lineage: Eukaryota; Metazoa; Arthropoda; Insecta; Diptera; Culicidae. The transcript is spliced from 12 exons. Gene Ontology annotation, biological process: proteolysis. The record is from RefSeq and is a predicted model, not a curated record. Gene Ontology annotation, molecular function: serine-type endopeptidase activity.